AUGGAAAAGAGGUUUAUUGGAGCGCUAGCACGAUGGAUGAGCUCAAUUCCAGUGGACCGACCUCAAGAUCUCACCAAACUUGGUAGUGGUUUUAUAUACGUGGAUUCGCCAACAUCAACCACCGUCAAAGGAAUCAGUACUAAAUUCACAACACAGACAUCUGUAAGAUCUACCAUAACCGUCACAGGUGGAUCAGCCGAAGUCGUCGAAAUCCUAUCAGAUACCGAACUAGUCAUAAAGAAGCCAUUCGAAGGCAAAGACCCAGCCGCUUUAGCUAGUCUGUUGAAACUAAGGCAGAAUUCAGAGGGUAAAACGGUUGGGUCAACGUACAAAGUAACGCCAUUUGUUGAUCAGACUAAUAUGUUUAAAUCUGUCAUUGAACGAUUGGCAAACGGAGAAGUAGUCGGUAUCUUUCCAGAAGGUGGUAGUCAUGACAGAACAGAUUUCUUGCCUUUGAAGGCUGGUGUUACUAUUAUGGCACUCUCUGCUAUGGCUGCCCAUGAUGGGCUGGAUGUGAAGAUUAUACCUGUUGGUUUGAAUUAUUUCAAUCCCGAUCGUUUCAGGUCUAGAGCUGUUGUUGAAUAUGGAGAGCCGAUAUCAAUAACGCCCGAGCAGGUCGAACAGUUCAAACGAGGUGGAACAGAUAAACGUGCUGUUUGUGGGAAUUUGUUGGAUACAAUUUUAUAUGCUUUGAAGCAGAUUACUGUGACGGCCCCAGAUUAUGAUACCCUUAUGUUGAUUCAAGCGAGUCGUCGAUUAUAUGCACCUGAUACCCACAAACUCAGUCUCGCUCAAAACCUCGAGCUAACGAGGCGAUUAAUGGCGGGCUACCUGAAAUUUAAGGACGACCCUCGCCAGAGAGACUUGUUGGAACGAGUUUCUGAUUAUAAUCAGAUACUUAAGUCUUACGGUAUUCGAGACAGUGAAGUCAAGUACACGACUCAAGUAAAUCGGGCUAGGUCUAUGUAUCUGUUUAUAGCGCGAUUAUUGGAGUUGCUGGUUCUGAUGGUGUUGGCUACUCCAGGAAUGCUGUUAUUCGGACCAACGGCUCUAGUCGCAAGGUAUUAUUCACACAGAAUGGCUAAAGCUGCCCUUAAAGGAUCGUCAGUCAAGAUUAGUGGACGAGAUGUUAUAUCGACCUGGAAGGUUUUGGUGACGCUCGUCCUCUCUCCGCUUUUGUAUACCAUUUAUUCCACCAUCGUAUUGAGCCUGGUCAGUUCAAGAAGGGCUGAAUUACGAAGACGAUACAAGAUUCUGGUAUUUUGCUUAUCGUGGAUCACAUGGCCAUUCCUCGGCUAUGCCACUAUAAGAAUCUCGGAGGAGGGAUUGGCUCUAGCUCGCUCCCUACGACCAUUGUGGCUUGGCAUCACUGAUACUUCUGCAGCAAAUGCUUUACAAAAGUCUAGGACUGAUCUCCGCCGGAUGAUCCACCUCUACAUCGAUGCAUUAGGGCCAACCGCCGUUUCAGACUUUGUUUCAGACAGAAUUGUGCCUCCUCUCGUGACACAGGCGCAAUUGAACUAUGCUGACGUCGCUUCUGAUAACCUUAUACGUGGAGAGUCUGUCGAGGCUGGAUUUGGCUGGGACAGACUAGACGACGAUGACGACGAUGGAGUGUUUUUUGGUGACGCAUUGAGCUCACCAAAUGUAUCUCCUGAGCAACCUGUUGCCCCAGGAUGGCCAACGCUAGAAGAAGGAUUGCGAAAGAGACGCGCUGAAGAAGGGCACGAGCUCAAACGUGUACGCUCCUAUGGAGGCGGUCCUAGUUUUGGGCUGAACAAACUCUCAACAUCAUCUAGUAAACCGUAA
This is a messenger RNA of Synchytrium microbalum, 1809 nucleotides long. RefSeq lists its product as uncharacterized. Gene Ontology annotation, molecular function: glycerol-3-phosphate O-acyltransferase activity; glycerone-phosphate O-acyltransferase activity. Gene Ontology annotation, cellular component: endoplasmic reticulum membrane. The coding region runs from base 1 to 1809 and encodes 602 amino acids. The record is from RefSeq and is a predicted model, not a curated record. Gene Ontology annotation, biological process: phospholipid biosynthetic process. NCBI's taxonomy places the organism in Eukaryota, Fungi, Chytridiomycota, Chytridiomycetes, Synchytriales, Synchytriaceae. The transcript is spliced from 7 exons.